This is a messenger RNA of Dendronephthya gigantea, 2099 nucleotides long. RefSeq names its product putative bifunctional amine oxidase DDB_G0291301. Bases 367 to 1776 code for a protein of 469 amino acids. The record is from RefSeq and is a predicted model, not a curated record. The transcript has 2 exons. NCBI's taxonomy places the organism in Eukaryota, Metazoa, Cnidaria, Anthozoa, Malacalcyonacea, Nephtheidae. Gene Ontology annotation, molecular function: sarcosine oxidase activity; flavin adenine dinucleotide binding.
ACUGUAUGCGAAAUUUUGAGUACAUCGAGUGUGAAAUUUACCAACAAACUCGUACUCAAUAACCCGGCGACGACGAAUUUUGACUGAUGGCGUAAGCCAACAACGCGCGAGAAUGCAUAACGAAUAUCGUACUCGAAGUCGCUGCGAAACCUCCCGAUUAUCACUGGUGGAAAACCGACCUUAUGCCUGCGAAACCUGCGAGCUAUAUCUUAUUAUUUUCGCUUAAUUUAUCAGUCCCUUGACUGAGUUGUGACCGGUCACGGGGGAAUCUGCUACGAUCGAAUUCUGAAAAUCAGGCAAAUAGCUUCGUUCGAUUGAAAGAUGAUUGUUCUAAAACGUUCCUGAUCAAUCUAUUCAUUUGGCUCGAUGGAAGAAUUGUAUGACGUAAUUAUUGUUGGAGGAGGACCUAUGGGUCUCGCCGCCGCUUACGAAUGUAGUGUUAAAGAAGGAAAGAAAGUUCUUCUCCUCGAGCAGUUUAACAAUUUUGCCAACGCACACGGUUCAAGUCCUGGAUACAGUCGACAAUACCGCAUAGCAUAUUCUGAAAUGAAUUUGUGCGAUCUUGCUCUCAAGACCUACGAUAUGUGGAUGAAGCUCCAAAAAGAGAUGAACGACGAAAGUCUUCUUCAAGUAACAGGUUGUCUCUGGUUCGGUGAUUCCACUGUUGAGAGCGGCGAGGGAAACAUUGACCAAGCAAUUAAAAACCUCAAGAAACUUGGCCAAGAGGAGGGGAAGGAUUAUAUAGUUCUUGAAGGAAAGGAGGAAGUUAUGAAUGAUCCUAGGUUCAAAUUUGUCUCCAGCGCUGUGGCUGACAUCGAAAACGCGAAAGCUCUCUUUACGGGGAAAGGUGGAACUGUAAAUGUCCCCAGCGUUGUUCAACGUUAUGUUGAGAAAUUAACAGCAAGUAUGAAAGCAACGUUGAAACGUAAUGCGCGUGUAAUUAAGAUCGAUCAUUCCUUGGAGGAUAGUGUUAAAGUUACAGCACUGGUUGAUGGAAAUGAGAAAACCUACAAGGGUACAAAGAUCAUCCUCACCCCAGGCGCGUAUGUGAACGAAGCCUUGGACGCUCUAUCUCCCUGCUUCAAUCAACGUAUCAACCUGAUCAUCUACCUCUGGUGUUCCACUUAUUACACAAAGAAGAGAAAAAGUGCAUCAAACACCGAUCCAGCUCAAUGGCCUAUUUGGUAUUUCUUUGGACCUAAACCAAAAGAUGACGGUAGCGAUGCCCCGAAAGAUUACAACGAUUAUUACGGAUUCCCAAGCGAGUCUGGUAGUCCGGAAUACUUACGAGUUGCACCUGCGUAUACCUCACGUGAAGAAUUCGAUUUCUUGUUCUUUCCUCCCGAUGUGAACCAACGACCAGUCGAUGUGGACGCACUGAAAUUUACAACCGAUUUCGUGGAAAAGUCCAUGCCUGAUCUGACCCCGUCUAGCAAUGCGGACAAAGAAACAACGUGUAUCGCUGGUUUUGCGCAAUUGAAUAAUGAUGUUUCAGGACCCGACCAAGGUGCUGGUUUCGUUUUGGAUUUUCUGCCCAAGUCAAAGCGUAUCGUCGUGUUCACAGGUGGUUGGGCAAUGAAAUUUGUUCCAAUGAUUGGAAAGAUACUCGCUGAUCUGGCAAUUCGAGGAAAGACAGAAUACCAAGAUCUCAUCGACCCUAUGAAUAUAAACCGCGGAAUAUUGGUCGAUGUCAGUGAAUGCCAAGGCAAAAGUUUGAUGGUAUCCAAAAUGCCCGUUAUUCACAAAUGGAAAACAUUUCGAAAAAUUUGGUGUUGAAAUUAACUUUAUACUUUAGACUUUUUUCAACCCCAAAACUCCUGGUUAAUAACGUCUUUGCAUGUGCCAUAGAAAAUAGGUAUCAAAUGUAGUUGUGUUUGAAACCACUGUUGUUAAUAUAAUUUUGACAUCAACUGGUAAAGCGUUAUUGUUGAUGAACAUUCAAACAUUUUGAUUGCUCAAGUGACUGCGUAUAUAAACUAUUAGAUGUGAAAUACUGUUAGGUGAAACAUAUUCAGAUUAAUAAGCUUUAUCGUACUAUUAUGUUAUAAAUGUAGCAUGACAUUAGGGUGUUAUGACUGUUUGUACACAGAUUUGAAAAA